Messenger RNA from Peniophora sp. CBMAI 1063, 981 nucleotides. Lineage: Eukaryota; Fungi; Basidiomycota; Agaricomycetes; Russulales; Peniophoraceae. The record is from the annotation of a GenBank genome assembly.
AUGGCUUUUGGUGAUUCAGGAGGACGCGGCGGGUUUGGUGGUGGACGCGGUGGAGGGCGCGGCGGCGGUCGUGGCGGAGGACGAGGAGGCUUCGGCGGCGGUGACCGUGGCGGUCGCGGAGGAGGUCGUGGCGGAUUUGGUGGGCGGGGCGGCGGUGUGCGCGGCGGAGGGGUCCAAUCUCGCGGACGGGGCGGAGGAGGCCGUGGAGCACCUCGCGGUCGCGGUGGACGGGGAGGCGCCCGUGGCGGCAAGUUCGGCGCCAAGGGUGGCUCGAACGUCAUCCUCGAGCCGCACAAGCACGCCGGCAUUUUCAUCGCAAAGGGCAAGGAGUCUUUGCUCGUCACCAAGAACAUCGCCCCCGGCGAGUCUGUCUACGGCGAGAAGCGCAUCUCGGUCGACGGUCAGGAGGAGGGCACAAAGGUCGAGUACCGUGUCUGGAAUCCUUUCCGCUCGAAGCUUGCGGCUGGUGUGCUUGGCGGUAUGGAGAACGUCUUCAUUGGCCCUGGCAAGAAGGUCCUUUACCUUGGUGCUGCAAGCGGUACUAGUGUCAGUCAUGUCGCUGACAUUGUUGGCCCUGAGGGCACCGUCUACGCCGUCGAGUUCUCACCUCGAUCAGGUCGCGACCUGAUUAACAUGGCAAAAAAGCGCACAAACGUCAUUCCCAUCAUUGAAGACGCGCGCCUACCUCAAAAAUACCGCAUGCUGCUCUCGACCGUCGACGUGAUUUUCGCUGACGUCGCACAGCCGGAUCAGGCGCGUAUCGUUGCCCUGAACGCACACAACUUCUUGAAAGUUGGUGGCCACGCCGUGAUCUCGAUCAAGGCGAACUGUAUCGACUCGACUAUGCCCGCGAACGUUGUCUUCCAGGGCGAGGUCCAGAAGUUGCGAGACGAGCACUUCAAGCCCCUGGAGCAGAUCACGCUCGAGCCAUACGAGCGUGACCACGCUAUGGUCACCGCGAUGUACAAGCGGUACGACUAG